Molecule: messenger RNA, 864 nt
Organism: Cynocephalus volans (Philippine flying lemur)
Lineage: Eukaryota; Metazoa; Chordata; Mammalia; Dermoptera; Cynocephalidae
Gene: STAR
Product: steroidogenic acute regulatory protein
Exons: 7
Coding region: 1-858 (285 amino acids)
Biological process (GO): regulation of steroid biosynthetic process; steroid biosynthetic process; intracellular cholesterol transport
Cellular component (GO): mitochondrion
Molecular function (GO): cholesterol binding; cholesterol transfer activity
Source: RefSeq, a predicted model, not a curated record
AUGCUUCUAGCAACAUUCAAGCUGUGUGCUGGGAGCUCCUACAGACACAUGCGCAACGUGAAGGGGCUGAGGCACCAAGCUGUGCUGGCCAUUGGCCGGGAGCUGAACCGGCGGGCACUGGGGGACCCAACUCCUAGUGCAUGGAUUAACCAGGUUCGGCGUCGGAGCUCUCUGCUUGGUUCUGGGCUGGAAGAAAUUCUGUACAGCGACCAGGAGUUGGCCUACAUCCGGCAGGGAGAGGAGGCCAUGCAGAAGGCCCUGGGCAUCCUCAGUAACCAGAAGGGCUGGAAGCAGGAGACCCAGCAGGCCAAUGGGGACAGAGUGCUGAGUAAAGUGGUCCCAGACGUGGGCAAGGUGUUCCAGCUGGAGGUGGUGGUGGACCAGCCCAUGGGCAGGCUCUAUGAGGAGCUUGUGGAGCACAUGGAGGCAAUGGGAGAGUGGAACCCCAGUGUCAAGGAGAUCAAGGUCCUGAAGAAGAUUGGAAAAGAUACAGUCAUCACCCAUGAGUUGGCUGCAGAAUCGGCAGGAAACCUCGUGGGGCCACGUGACUUUGUGAGUGUGCGCUGCUCCAGGCGCCGAGGCUCCACUUGUGUGCUGGCUGGCAUGGCCACACACUUUGCAGAGAUGCCUGAGCAGAAAGGUGUCAUCAGAGCUGAGCACGGUCCCACCUGCAUGGUACUUCAUCCCCUGGCUGGAAGCCCGUCGAAGACCAAACUCACUUGGCUGCUCAGUAUAGACCUAAAGGGGUGGCUACCAAAGACUAUCAUCAACCAGGUCCUAUCACAGACCCAGGUGGAUUUUGCCAAUCACCUGCGCAAGCGCCUAGAGACCAGCCCUGCCUCUGAAGCCAGGUGUUAGAGACCA